AUGGAAGAAGUAAGAAAGUUUAAGUUCACUUUGGAGGAGGCUAGGUCCGAGAGAGGUGUGGUUAAGGUAAUUGGGCGUGCUAGUGAUGGAAAACCUAACAGACGUGCUAGGAAGGACAACCUGUUGUUUGAUGAGAAAUCGCUGAGUAAGAAUCAUGCUAUGUUAGGGCUGAAGCUGUUGGAUCCAUUGGAGCCCAAUGUUCACAUUAUUGAUCAGUUUCGUAUUUACGUUAAGGAUUUAGGGAGCACUUAUGGUAUUGUAGACUUAAACUCCGAGGAAAGCGACCCGUUUGUGAUCGACCUCAAGAAUGGUGAGCGAUUUGGACUGGUUGGGUUGGAUGAACCGAUAUCCAUGUAUCAAAGGCGAGCUGCUAAGCUGAAGUUUCAAGUUAAUUUACAAUAUUUCGACGCCAGAAAAGGUAUAUUUGAGUGUAUUGUUAGGGAUGUUUCUUUCAAUGACAGUCCGGUGAUCUCUAGACCGUCUUCGUGUGAUGAUGAGGGGGCAGAGUUGGAGUUUUUGUCAUCAUCAUCUUCUUCUUCAUCUUCAGAUUGGAAUUUCAGUGAAGAUUUUAGUAUAAUAAGAGAAACGCCAUCUGAACCAGUGAAUGACUACACUGAAGAGGAAGAUAUAUCUUCCGAUUCUGGCGACUCUGACGAGGACGAGGGCUAUUCAGUGGUCGAUCUGCUGACACUGAGCCAAGAGUCGGAAGAAUGGGAUGUUUUGGAGUCGGAAGAAUCCGAGGAUGAUGAUAAACACGUAUGUGGCCGUUCUGAGAAGAGAAUUUUGGCUAGGAAUAAGUGUUUGAUUAUCAACUACGAGCCAAGAGGGUCAGAUGAGAGUUUAGACGUCAAUAGGUCUACGGGGAUUUUGAAGACCUUAAUGGUCAGUGCAAUGGUUGGUUUUUUAUUUGGGUUUUUGGGAACAGUUGUUCUCCUCGUCGGUUUGGCAUUAAAGGAAGUAGAGUGA
Molecule: messenger RNA, 966 nt
Organism: Torulaspora delbrueckii
Lineage: Eukaryota; Fungi; Ascomycota; Saccharomycetes; Saccharomycetales; Saccharomycetaceae
Exons: 1
Coding region: 1-966 (321 amino acids)
Molecular function (GO): protein binding
Source: RefSeq, a predicted model, not a curated record